AUGGCGGCGGUGGCAGCAGGUGAGGAGAGGAAGAAGACGGCGUGCGUGACCGGAGGGAACGGCUACAUCGCCUCGUUGCUCAUCAAGAUGCUGCUGGAGAAGGGCUACGUGGUGAAGACGACGGUGAGGCACCCAGAGGACAAGGAGAGCAACUCCCACCUGGAGGACCUCAAGAAGCUGGGCACCUUGGAGGUCUACCGCGCCGACCUCGGCGAGGAAGGCAGCUACGACGACGCCGUCGCCGGCUGCGGCUACGCCUUCCUGCUCGCCGCGCCGGUCAACUACACGUCCAACAACCCUGAGAAAGAGCUGAUGGAGCUGGGCGUCCAAGGCACUCUGAACGUGAUGAGGUCGUGCGUCAAGUCCGGGACGGUGAAGCGCGUGGUGCUCACCUCGUCGACGGCCGCCGUCUCCAGCAAGCCGCUGGAAGGCGACGGGCACGUGCUGGACGAGGAGUCCUGGUCCGACGUCGAGUACCUCACUGCCAAAAGGACUGGCCUCUGGGCGUACCUGGUGUCGAAGGUGCUCCUGGAGAAGGCGGCGUCGGAGUUCGCGGAGGAGCACGGCAUCAGCCUGGUGGCCCUGUGCCCCUCCGUCACCGUGGGCGAGGCGCCCGACAGGCAGGUAUACACCACCGUCCCCGCCAUCCUCUCCCUGCUCUCCGGCGACGAGAAGGAGCUCAAGGUGCUCAAGGGCAUCGAGCGGGCCUCCGGCUCCGUGCCGUUGGUGCACGUCGAGGACGUCUGCCGCGCAGAGAUCUUCGCCGCCGAGGAGGCCGCCGACGGGCGGUACAUCUGCAACAGCCUCGACACCACCAUCCUGGAGAUGGCCCGGUUCCUGGCCGACAAGUACCCGGAGUACGACGUCAACACCAACCUCUCCGGCGGCGAUCUUCUUGAGAAGCCGAUUGCGCUGCUGCCGUCUACCAAGCUGAUCAAGGAAGGGUUCGAGUUCAAGUACAAGACGCUGGAGCAUAUCUAUGAGAACAUGGUGGAGUACGGCAAGGCCCUGGGGAUCCUGUCCAACUGA
This is a messenger RNA of Miscanthus lutarioriparius, 1029 nucleotides long. Lineage: Eukaryota; Viridiplantae; Streptophyta; Magnoliopsida; Poales; Poaceae. The record is from the annotation of a GenBank genome assembly.